Molecule: messenger RNA, 2665 nt
Organism: Fusarium verticillioides 7600
Lineage: Eukaryota; Fungi; Ascomycota; Sordariomycetes; Hypocreales; Nectriaceae
Product: fructose-bisphosphate aldolase
Exons: 4
Coding region: 1100-2182 (360 amino acids)
Biological process (GO): gluconeogenesis; glycolytic process
Cellular component (GO): cytosol
Molecular function (GO): zinc ion binding; fructose-bisphosphate aldolase activity
Source: RefSeq, a predicted model, not a curated record
CCAUUACCGACAUCAUCGCUGGGUCGCCUGUCUAACUGCCAAAAGUGUGUAAGUCGCAUCACUCUCCACUGUCACCUACCGAGCCCAAUCCCAUCCACUGUAUUUGCUCGUCAAUGGCGCCGCUGUGUUGGCGCCCCCACUUUACCACCGAGCAGACGCUCAACAACGUCAGAGAGCUCCCGCUAGCUACCUCGAGUGAGCUUGCUGGGGGAGCGAUUUUCUGGACAAAGUCUUGGUCUGACGAGGAUGUGUGAACCGGGCUGUCCUAUAGCGGAGACGAGGUGGGCAACAUGAUAGAGUCAAGAGUCGUGAGAGGAAGAGACAGUAGCGCAGAGGCCGAGAGAAGGCCAGAGAAGUCAUAUCGGCCGCGGAGCCACCGGAGAGCCACCGGGAAUCGGUGCAGCCAUAAGGGACCUGAGACUCGAGAGCCUGAAAUGGGUUGAGGUGUGCGGUGAACAAGAUUGAGCGUUUCCUGAUGAGGCGACAAUCUCAAUCGUCUCACUGGAUGGCGCGGUGAAUCGUCCAACAGUCUCAGCCCACUCAACAGUUCUAAAGCCUCACGGAACUCAAUUCACGGCCCGUCAGUAUCAGACGAUUCGCGACGUAUCUCCGUUCUCGCCAAUCGAGGAGCAGCAUGCUGCAAGAUGCAUUAGACGAACGUUCCUGGCGAGAUGAGAAAAAGAUCCGCGGUCUUAUCAUGGCCUCUCUUUAUGCCUCACCGACACAGCUGUUGGAUGUUGUAAACAGCUCAUGGCCUCAAUCUGAUGAACUCAUUCUGGCCCGCACAGAGCAACUCUCGGCAAGAGCGUCAGAAUUGCCCCUCCCUGCCCCUCCAAAACGCCGUAACUGCCACUGUACCCCUUGCCGUGUCCUUCUAAUUACACUUACGCAGCUCUGUUAUUUUUUUUUGGCUUUAUUUAUCGAUAAGGACCAGACAGAGUGGGAUUGAAAACCCCGCUAUACCCCCCCUCCUUCGUCAUUGCUCUGCUCCUCUUCAUUCAUAACUGACAAACUUUCUUGCUCAAUAGACUUUUUUUCUUCUACAUCUUUCAUCUCAACCUACAAUUUCUAUCCAACCUAAGCUUCACAAACAGCAACAAUGGGUGUCCAAGAAGUCCUUAGCCGCAAGACUGGUGUCAUCGUCGGUGACGAUGUCCUCCGUCUCUUCGAGUACGCUCGCGAGCACAAGUUCGCCAUUCCCGCCAUUAACGUCACCUCUUCCUCCACCGUCGUUGCUGCUCUCGAGGCCGCCCGCGACAACAAGGCUCCCGUCAUCCUCCAGUUCUCUCAGGGUGGUGCCGCCUACUUCGCUGGCAAGGGUGUGAGCAACACCGACCAGGCCGCUUCCAUUGCUGGCUCUAUCGCCGCUGCCCACUACGUCCGCUCGCUCGCUCCCGCCUACGGCAUCCCCGUCGUCCUUCACACCGACCACUGCGCCAAGAAGCUCCUCCCUUGGCUCGAUGGCAUGCUCGAUGCCGACGAGGCUUACUUCAAGGAGAAGGGCGAGCCCCUCUUCUCCUCUCACAUGAUCGAUCUCUCUGAGGAGCCCGUCGAGUGGAACAUUGAGACCACCGCCAAGUACCUCAAGCGCGCUGCCCCUAUGAAGCAGUGGCUCGAGAUGGAGAUUGGUAUCACCGGUGGUGAGGAGGAUGGUGUCAACAACGAGGAUGUUGACAACAACUCUCUCUACACCCAGCCCGAGGAUAUCCUCAACAUCUACAACACUCUCUCCCCCAUCUCCCCCUACUUCUCUAUCGCCGCUGGCUUCGGUAACGUCCACGGUGUUUACAAGCCUGGCAACGUCAAGCUCCACCCCGAGCUUCUCGGCAAGCACCAGGCACACGUCAAGGAGGCCCUCAAGUCCGACAACGACAAGCCCGUCUUCUUCGUCUUCCACGGUGGCUCCGGCUCCUCCAAGAAGGAGUACCUCGACGCCAUUGGCUUCGGUGUUGUCAAGGUUAACGUUGACACUGACAUGCAGUUCGCUUACUGCUCCGGUAUCCGAGACUACAUGAUCAACAAGCGCGAGUACGUCAACACUACCGUCGGCAACCCCGAUGGCGAGGACAAGCCCAACAAGAAGUACUUCGACCCCCGUGUCUGGGUCCGUGAGGGUGAGAAGACCAUGUCCAAGCGUGUUGCCGAGGCUCUCCAGGACUUCAACACUGCCAACCAGCUAUAAAUGUCGAUAAACGACAAUAACUGGUUCUAAUGAUAUCCCAACUGCGGCAGAAUUCAUGAGUAUCGUUUGGAAAAGAAAAAGAGGGAUCUAGAAAAUGCCCUCACCUUGGUUCCGACACAACAUAGCAGUGUUUAGUUGCAGGGGCGUUACGAGGCGAUGAAAGUAGUAAAAUUAAUGAAGAAAAAAAAAUUGACGACGUACAAACAGCCUGAGUAUUCUGUACUACAAUGGGAAUAUGUGACUUCAAAGGUAAAACCACCUUACGCCGAUAAAAUGAUAUGGGACCUUGCAUCAAUGCGACUUCUGGAUGUGGAUGACUACCAGCUGAGAAAACAUGAAAAUCAUGUCAUUAAUCGUAGAACAUAUAUAGCCUGUUAAUUAUUAUACAAACCAACCGUUUGAGUCUCCCGUGGUUCGUCGCGGAAUGCCUCUUGUACCAGAGAACAUUUGCCGAGCGCCGUGUAUUCUAACCCAUGUCCAUCC